UGUGUGAGCAGGGACAGUUGGCUCCCCGAGAGCCUAUUCAGUGCAAGCCUAAACUUACGGAGGGACUUUCUGUUAGCAGCGUUAGGGGUUGCGGUUAUAUGGGACUCUGCAGGCGGUGGGAUGUCUUGGUCUGGCCUUCUCCGUGGCCUUAGCACGUCCCUAAAUUAUGGCCUAGCUCUGGUCCCCCGGCCUUGGACCACGCGUCCCAUGGCCACCCUGAACCAGCUACACCGUCGGGGCCCCCCGAAGUUUCCGCCUCCGAAACCAGGCCCGACGGAGGGCCGGCCACAGCUGAAGGGCGUGGUCCUGCGAACCUUUAUCCGCAAGCCCAAGAAGCCCAACUCAGCCAACCGCAAGUGUUGCCGCGUGAGGCUCAGCACCGGCCGGGAGGCCGUCUGCUUCAUCCCUGGAGAGGGCCACAGCCUGCAGGAGCACCACGUGGUCCUUGUACAGGGCGGCCGCACGCAGGACCUGCCGGGUGUCAAGCUCAAGGUCGUGCGCGGGAAGUACGACUGUGGCCACGUGCAGAAGAAGAAGUAACUGUGGGGGACCCCGUGGGAGGGUGAUCACGCAGAACUUUCUUUCCUUCGGUGCACCUGCAGUGCCCUCAGGAAGCAAGUCCAGCUCUAGAAGUAACUGGUCUAAGUUCAAAGCCCACCCUAGUGGACCCUUGACCCUUGGGGUCCUGGGCAUCCCUCUCCCAGCACCCUUGGCUUCCAUGCUGGCACCAGCAACUGCUUCUGCUGGGACAAGACUCUGUACUGCCAUCUACUGGGGAGGUGUUGCAAUAAAGACCCCAGCCCUCAAGGUUGUGACAUGAACCCUC
Molecule: messenger RNA, 826 nt
Organism: Odocoileus virginianus texanus
Lineage: Eukaryota; Metazoa; Chordata; Mammalia; Artiodactyla; Cervidae
Source: RefSeq, a predicted model, not a curated record